AUGGCCGCGCCCACAGUGCGGGAUGACGCGGACGCGCACGAGGACGAGCACGCGCCCGGAACCAGAGAGGCGCCCGACAGCGGGGAUGAGCGUGGAGUCGAGGACACAUCUGGGGCCCAGGAAGCACAGGACUACGGGCAGCUGGAGGGGACUUCGGUGAAGGGCCAGGAGCUGGGCGGGGCCAGCAGUCCCGCUUCCCCACGGGUGGAGCCAGAAAGGGCGCUGAAGCCGGCCGCCAAAGCCAGGACCAGAGAGGCGCAGACCGUGGUGGUCCCAGGGCAGCCCCCGGAUGACUUUUCCAAGACGAAAGAGGGGUGUCGUGUGGAGUGGGGUACUGAGGCUUGGCCCGAAGCUGGCGGAGACGCCACCGCGGCCAGGGCCACAGCCCCUCGCCAGCCACGGCCCACGCACUUUGUGGCCCUCAUGGUGACAGAGCCCGGGCUGCAGGCGGGGGUGGCCAAGGCCCAGGAAGAGCUGGUCCGAGCUGCGCCAUCGUGCGCUGCUUUCCUGGUGCCCCCCCAGGCCCUGCACCUGACCCUGGCCCUGCUGAGGCUGGGGGGCCCUGGCGAGACAGCGGCCGCGGUCAGUGCGCUGAAACGCGCCCUCUCAGAUCCGGGACUUCAGGUACCCCCGCAGGUGACGUUUAGGCAGCUGGUGCUCCUGGGCCCCCAUGUGCUCUGUGCGCCCCCCUCCCCGCCCCUGGAAAACAUGGCCCAAGUGCUGAGCCAGAGGCUGGAGGCUGAAGGGCUCAGAGUGCUACAGCCCCUAGGGGGGCUGCACCCCCACCUCACGCUGGCCAAGGUCCCCCGGGGCUCUCAAGGCCACCUCCCCGUGCCUGGGUCCAGCCCAGGGCAGGCGCUGGGGAGCCAGCUCCUGAGACAACUCUGGCUGUGCCGCAUGGGGAGGGCAGGGGACACCUACCAGCCCCUGGCCGAGAUCCCCCUGGGGUGACAAACCGGAUCUCAGUGCCAAACACAGGAGGAGAUCCAGUCCAAGCAGGAGGGACAAAGCACACGCUCGCUCUCUCUCUUUAAUUGUGGUUUCUCUCAAGCUUCCACACGUGCUCAGUGAUCCAAAGAAAGAAUGAAGGAAAGAAAGGGGGAGGGGGGAGGGGAGGGGAGGCAGAGAAGGAAUAUCUGGAAAAAAAGCAGCCUGACAGUCCAGCUGUUUGCAAACUCAUUGCACAACCUCCAA
Messenger RNA from Myotis davidii, 1194 nucleotides. RefSeq names its product leukocyte receptor cluster (LRC) member 9 (gene LENG9). The record is from RefSeq and is a predicted model, not a curated record. The transcript has 3 exons. Bases 1 to 951 code for a protein of 316 amino acids. NCBI's taxonomy places the organism in Eukaryota, Metazoa, Chordata, Mammalia, Chiroptera, Vespertilionidae.